Molecule: messenger RNA, 2148 nt
Organism: Olea europaea var. sylvestris
Lineage: Eukaryota; Viridiplantae; Streptophyta; Magnoliopsida; Lamiales; Oleaceae
Product: multicopper oxidase LPR2-like
Exons: 7
Coding region: 1-1956 (651 amino acids)
Molecular function (GO): copper ion binding; oxidoreductase activity
Source: RefSeq, a predicted model, not a curated record
AUGGAGAGGACCUGGGCUACAAAUACUAAAAAUGGGAUGGGGUACCGUAGCAGCGCCGCAACGUCGCGGCGCCACACCUCUAUCCCUUGUAGCCCUGCAGCGCUAAUUUCAGAGUGUCGCAGCACCACGGCCGCGGCUAGGGGCCUCUUAGAGAAAAAAUGGGGCAAGGAAAAAAUGAGAGGAAAUACCGCAUCAAAGGGAGAAAAUCUUGGAGAAAUCAAGAUCAAGGAUCCGAUCAAGGGACGGACUAAGGUGGUAGAAACCCUAAGUUCCUAUGGAAAUGGAGAUAUAUUCUUAAUCCUAGUGACAGCCAAGUGGAAUCAUGAAUCCCAACCCGAUUAUAAAUCUAACUUUUAUCAUAAUUGCAAUUGGAUCGAAAUUUAUGAAUAUUUUGAUUAUUAUCUUCAAUUAUGGCUGAGAUUUUUUUUUUUCCUUGUUUUACAGAAAUUUCAUAGAGAUCUUCCUCCAACUCCGGUGUUUGCAUUUGGUUUAUCGAAGGAUACUGCGACAAUUCCUGGUCCUACAAUUGAAGCUCUUCAUGGAAUUCAGACUUAUAUAACAUGGAGAAAUUAUCUCCCCUCGAAGCACAUAUUGCCUUGGGACCCAACUAUUCCAACUGCCAUACCGUCCACGAAGAAGGGCAUUCCUACAGUGGUGCACCUCCACGGAGGCAUAGAUGAACCUGAGAGUGAUGGACUCUCGACCUCGUGGUUCACUGCCAAAUUCAAAGAGCGGGGACCUACAUGGUCAAAGAAAAAGUAUCACUACCACAAUUUUCAGCAUCCAGGGACCCUAUGGUACCAUGAUCAUGCUAUGGGCUUGACUAGAGUUAACAUUUUGGCGGGCUUGUUAGGUGCCUACAUCAUUCGGGAUCCCAAAGUGGAGGCACCACUUAGGUUGCCAUACGAUGAAGAAGUCGAUCGUCCAUUGGUCGUAUUUGAUAGGAGCUUUUGCGCUGAUGGUUCAAUAUUCAUGAAUUCAACUGGAAAUAAUCCAUCAAUACAUCCACAGUGGCAACCAGAGUAUUUUGGUGAUGCAAUCAUAGUCAAUGGGAAGGCAUGGCCCCACAUGGUCGUGCGGCGACGAAAGUAUAGGUUCAGAAUUAUUAAUGCUAGCAAUGCAAGGUUUUUCAAAUUCUAUUUUGCCAGUGGUUUAGGAUUUAUCCACCUGGCGUCCGACUCAGCAUACAACGCAAGAUCAGUAAUGGUCAAUGACAUCCUUUUGGCCCCAUCAGAAAUUGCUGAUGUGAUCAUUGACUUCUCGGAGUCAAAUUCUGAUUCAGAUAUUUUGGCUAAUAAUGCAUCAUAUCCGUAUCCUUCUGGAGAUCCUGUGAAUGAAGCCAAUAGCAAAGUCAUGAAAUUUAUCAUAAAAUCCCACCAUGAGUUGGACACAUCAAAAAUACCAAAACAAUUGAUCCGUUAUCCAUCCCCAAAUUUAUCUAGCGUAUCACUGACACGGUACAUUGCCAUGUAUGAGUACACGAGCGAGAUCGGUGAACCUAUACAUUUGUACAUCAACGGAAAAUCAUAUGAAGAACCAGUGACCGAGACACCAAAAGUGGGGGCAACAGAGAUUUGGAAUGUGAUCAAUCUAACGGAAGAUAAUCACCCAUUGCAUAUUCAUCUCGGACUUUUUGUGGCCCUGGAUCAAACAGAAUUGGUAAACGCUGAUGAAUUUAAAGAGUGUAUGUUGAAGAACAACGAUGCUAUCAAGUGCCAAGUUGACAAGUAUGCACGUGGAAAGAAGAUAGAUGUACCGGCCCAUGAGAAGGGAUGGAAAAAUGUUUACAAGAUGAUGCCUGGAUAUGUUACAAGAAUUAUAGUCAGGUUUUCUUACAUUCAUUCGAAUGAGUCAUAUCGGUUUGAUGCAACUGCAGAACCUGGCUACGUCUAUCACUGCCAUAUCUUAGAUCAUGAGGACAAUGUGAUGAUGAGGCCAUUGAAAUUCAUCAAAUAGAGGUUUGAACUAUGCGAUUGAAGAGCAAAAGGAAGGAACCUUUAAAUGGAUGAUACCUUAAAAACAAGAGGAAGCAAGUAUAUGACAAAAUUCUACUAGACUUAUAAAGCAUUUGUAAUCAAUAUGACAUGUGUGGGGAGAGUCAAAUGUAAAGUCGGAGAAAUGAAAAGUAAAUAUCUGUUUUUGAAGUAA